Messenger RNA from Vidua macroura (Pin-tailed whydah), 4012 nucleotides. It is a transcript of the gene PRRG3, whose product is annotated as proline rich and Gla domain 3. Gene Ontology annotation, cellular component: extracellular region. Lineage: Eukaryota; Metazoa; Chordata; Aves; Passeriformes; Viduidae. The transcript has 4 exons. The coding region runs from base 1571 to 2275 and encodes 234 amino acids. The record is from RefSeq and is a predicted model, not a curated record. Gene Ontology annotation, molecular function: calcium ion binding.
UCAGCCUCCAGCUUCAGGCUUCUCUCAGCUUGCGUGGGGGCAGGAGGGAUGCUGCUCCCCUUGGCGUCGGCGUGUGCACUGCUCCAGCUUUUCCUGCUCGCUGGAGCCAGGGGAGGCGGCCAGGAAUUUGCAUGUGGAAAUAAAAAUCAGCAUCUUGGGACGUCUGCCCUUCUCACCGGCCUUGCUCGGGCUGGGGGGCUUGUGUGCACCUCCCUGAUUGUGGCACUGGGUGCAUUGACACAGAUACGUGGAAGAAAGGAAAAGAGUGUAAAUGAAAUCAAACAGCAUUAAAUUUGUUGCCUGAUGUGUGACGUGAGAAUAUCCUUCUUUCUGUGUCUUUGUUCUCCUGUCCGUCAGAGGGGGAGAAUGCCCGUAACAAGGAGGGUUUGUGUGGAAACUGUGGCAUGCUCUCUGUGUUGUGCUUUCUUUUAUCCUGGGGCUUUGGGUCUCUUUGUAAAAACUGAUGACAGCAGAAGUGGGUCAGGUGGUCCCUGCUCAGAGCCUGUGGGGGAAUUCAUGGAUCCAGAGGCCUCUCACAUCCCCCAGAAGGGCUCAGAGAAGCAGGAUUGGGCUCUGGGGCACUGGAGGCAGCAGACCCCUCCCGUGUGCUUCUGGUGCUUUGCUGCUUUCCCUCGCUCUUGCUUCAACUCCAGACUGAGGUUUGCAGUCUGAGCUUCCCAAACUGUUGGGAAGAAGCUGCUUUCUCUCUCUGGACACAGCUCCAGGCUUGCAUGCCCUCUUGCCCCUUUAUGGUGUAGGAGCCUUGGAAAGCACAGCAAACCUGAUGUUGGCAAGGAGAGGUGCCCCAUUUACUGGAAGGUGGCUGUUGUGAGGUGUGCUGGUGUGCAGCAUCAGCCCUUCUGUGUGCCUGCCUUUUAGGUGAAAGGAGAACUGUGUUUCCAGCCCUGCUGGCCCUGUGAACAGCUCUGUGCUGUCCCUCACCUCCCUCCAGCAGAGCAGAUCCAAGUGCUUUUGGAAUAACUGGAUAUCUAAAGUCCUGGGCCUGGGACCAGCGUGUGGUUUAGUUCCUGCUGUUUCUCACCAUGCUUGCUCCUUCAUCUGCAGUAAAUCCCUGCAGGAGCUGGGCAGUCCUGUCCCCUCUGUCUCCUGACAGAGGUGUCACAGCAAGUGUCACACACAGCAAUAGUCAGCCCAGGGCAGUCUGAUCCAUGGGGCAUUGAGCACAGGGAGAAGACAAAGCAUGACAAACAAGCAGAUAUCCUCUGCUUCUGCAGAGCUUUGUUUAACUUCUGUUUUGUUUAGUUUAGUUUUGCUUUUGAAGCACAAAGAGUGCUUGUCCAGCUGGAGAGCUGUUGUCCUGGCUGUGCAGGGAGCUCUGUCACUCUUGCUGCUGCCCUUAGCUUGGCCCAACAACCAGAUUGUGGGUAGGAGUUGCAGAAGUGAGAACUGGCACGUCUGUGAAGUUGCUCUAAAAUAAGAUGAUUGCUUCACCUGUAUCCAUCAAUCUCUUGUGGAAGGGAAGAGCACCAGGCUGCUCCCAGCAGUCUCUGACAUGCAGGUCAUCUCGUCUGCUGGUAGGCAGGAGCCCCCCUUGGCCGAGUGAGGCAGCAUGGCAAUGUUCUUGGGAGCCAGGAAUGCCCACUCGCUCCUGAAACGCUUUCCCAGAGCCAAUGGCUUCCUGGAGGAGAUCCGGCAGGGCACCAUCGAGCGGGAGUGCGUCGAGGAGGUCUGCAGCUAUGAGGAGGUCAAGGAGGUGUUUGAGAACAAGGAGAAGACGAUGGAGUUCUGGAAAGGCUACACCAGCUCUGUGUACUCUGUCAAGGACCCCGGGCACAGCACGGAGCGCUCUGACGCUAUGUACGUGGUGGUGCCCCUCUUGGGAGUGGCUCUUCUCAUAGUCAUCGCCCUCUUCAUCAUCUGGAGGUGCCAGCUGCAAAAGGCCACCCGCCACCGCCCUUCCUACGCCCAGAACCGUUACCUGGCCAGCCGGACGGGCCGCAGCCUCCCCAGGGUCAUGGUGUACCGGGAGCGGUCGCAGAGCCAAGGGGAGACCCAGUACCAGCGGGAAGCCAGCAGCCGGGGGGCUGGGGAUGCCAGAGCCGGGGGCACCCCCCAGCCAGAGGGCACCCUGUGCCCGCCAGAGCAUUCUGUCUCCGUCCUCUCCAGACUGUCCAGUGCCACGCCCCCGCCUUCCUACGAGGAGGUGACGGGCCACCCGGAGAGCAGCAGCGGCGAGGAGACCAGCGUCUCCUACAAUGACCCUCCGCCCAAGUACGAAGAGAUCGUGGCCACGGCCCCUGCCGCGGCCAAAUAGCGGGUCUGCCUCCCUCCUGCCUCGUCACACACUCACACUCACCCAGCCACCCUCCCCUCGCCAUGCCUGGGACCCCCUUCAGGUGUUCGUCAGGCCCCCGUCUCACCUGUACAAUCUGGUGCCAUCACACAAUAGCCUUACCCUCCUAACCAAAAAUAGCUGUCCCCAGGUGGGGUGAGGCAGGGCUGUGGCAUGGCUCUGGAGCCAGCCAGCCAUCUCCUGCCCCUCACUCCCCGCUCACGUAAGUGCUGUAGCAGCCAGGGCCGAGCAGCAGCUUGUUCCUGGCUCAAUGUGGGGGGUCACCCCGUGGUGCAUUUGAUUUCCUCACUUCCCCCUCAAACAGACAUGACAUUUCCCACGAUUAGAGCAGCCUUGCUGCCUCCCUGGGCUGCUGCUCAGCCUCACCCCAUGUCCUCCCUGGGCCCUGUUCUACUGCUCAGGGCUCUGAUUAGGUGAUGGAGAUGCAGGAUUGGUGUGGCAAGUUUUUGUCCAUCCCUGCAGUUGGUGGGGCCAGCUCUGUGGGGAGAUGGUGCCUCCUCCAUGCGGAUUUGUUGCCGAGUGGGAGGGGGGAGCCCGGUCCACACGGCGGUGUUUGUAGUGAUAUUUGCUGUGUGGAGACCAGGGAGGAGCAGCUAGAAGGCGCUCUCUGAUCUCCUAGAUCUCUUUGGAAAGGGAGAAAGGGCUUGUGGUGGUCUUGUACUUGAGGUAAGUGACUUUGGAGUAGCAGGGCCUUUUCCUGAUGCUCUCUGCUUUCCCCCUGUGGGUGCUGAGCAGCUGGAGGUCUGGCUGCUGAAGAGCUGGCCAAGGGGGUCCUCUCUGACCCGGACCCAAAUGUGGUCUCGUGGCUUUAAGUGAUGGGGAUUCAGCUCUCUCCUGGAGCGUGGUCUGUCUGGUGUCUGCCCCAGAGGCGAGAGAGAGCCUGCAGACAGGCCAAACCUCCCCUCUCCCUACCCUAAACCUCUCUGCCCUGCCUGGCUCCUCUCUUUGGGGCUUUUUGUCUUCCAGAGCAGGUACAGUGGAAUGCGAGACCCCACUCUCCUCCUGAGCUCUCAGGUGGGCUGAGUGUUUGGUGUCCAGGGCUGUGGCAUGGAACUCCUGCUGACAGGAACCACAAGACCACAGACCGUGCCUUGACAGUCAGGAGCAGGGCCAAGCCUGCUCAGGUGGUUGUGUUGCCAGGGCAGGGCAGAGCCAGGUGCUUUGCUGUGGGAUCAGUGUCCCCUUUCCCUGGGCAGCUGCCUGUAGGGUCCAGGCAACGGGGCUGUCCUUCCCCAGUCAUGUCUGAUGGAUUAAUACAAGGGUUGUCCUCCAACCCCCCCAGAAGCAGCCCAGAAGCUCCCAGCACUGCCAGCACCCGGUGUUCACCCAGCACCAGCCUCUCCACCAGCACCAAAAGGCUAUUGUUCAUCCAUCAGUGGCCUGCAUCCCGCCCGGCCCCAGUGAUGCCCUCGCAGCUGGUGCCCUCAGCCCAGAGCUGAGGCCUGCCCAGCGUGGCUGCUCUCGGGGCAGGACAUGCUGGCACCUCGCCUGUCCCCUGCCUAGCCUUAGCAGGUCGGGGUUAUGGGGAGAACUGACAGUGUCAGGGCCAGAGCUAGAGAGCACCGGAGGGAAACACAAGGGUGCUCCGCAUCCUCUGUCUUUGAUGCUCGGUCAUUAUCCCUGCAGUUUGUAUUCUGUAAGACUUGGUAUAUUUCUGUGCAAAAACGAAAAGGGAUUUAUUAAAAAACCCUCACGGUC